This is a messenger RNA of Octodon degus (degu), 354 nucleotides long. Its product is annotated as ribonuclease pancreatic-like. NCBI's taxonomy places the organism in Eukaryota, Metazoa, Chordata, Mammalia, Rodentia, Octodontidae. Gene Ontology annotation, molecular function: nucleic acid binding. Bases 1 to 354 code for a protein of 117 amino acids. The record is from RefSeq and is a predicted model, not a curated record. The transcript has a single exon.
AUGAGUAAACAGUUUGCAAAUAAGCACAUAAUGACUGAGUCAAAGUCAUGUAACACCACAAGGGUCCCGAUCAACCAGGCUAUGCGCAAGUGUAAGGAGUCAAACACCUUUCUUCAUGUCUCUCUCAAAGACGUGUAUAAGGUCUGUGAUUCUAAACCCAUCAGUUGCAAGAAUGGAGCCCAGUUGUGUCACAAGAGUGAAAACCUUGUUGGUAUGACUGCAUGCAAUAUCAAGAUAAAAGAUGAAACACUAGAGAAGUGUACUUACAACGAGAUGAAAGUGAAUGAUUACUACACUGUGGCAUGUAUUCUUCCAGGUAGUAGCACUAAGUUGACCCCUUCUCACUUAGACUAA